This is a messenger RNA of Leptonychotes weddellii (Weddell seal), 1372 nucleotides long. The record is from RefSeq and is a predicted model, not a curated record. Lineage: Eukaryota; Metazoa; Chordata; Mammalia; Carnivora; Phocidae.
AUGCGACCAGAGAUAGCCACCGGGACCCAGCCUUCAGCAGCGAGUCACUGCGACCGGACGCUUGCACCUGGGCGCACCCCUCGAGUCGACCGUUUGUAUUUAAACAGUGGGUCGAAGCCCGCCACGCGCCGCGGGAAGACCUUACAAGCUGCCGGCUCCUCGGUGCUUCACGAUUCCUCGCUGCAGAUUCCACACCACGGAUGGCCAUUUUCUUUAGUGAGCAUGGAGUGUGGUGUGCCCCAAGGAGGUGGGUUGAAAUAUGCUGCUGUGGCAGUUGUUGAUUACCAGGGGUUUGAGUUAUGUAAAUCCACUUGGGGUCACUGUUCCAUAUAUAAUAAGAACCCACCUCUAGGAUUUUCUUUCAGAAAAUUGUAUAUGCAGCUGGAUGAAGGCAGCCUCACCUUUAAUGCUAACCCAGAGGAGGGAGUGAACUACUUUAUGUCCAAGGGUAUCCUAGAUGAUUCACCAAAGGAAAUAGCAAAGUUUAUCUUCUGUACAAGAACACUAAAUUGGAAAAAACUGAGAAUCUAUCUUGAUGAAAGGAGGGAUGUCUUGGAUGACCUUGUAACGUUGCAUAAUUUUAGAAAUCAAUUUUUGCCCAAUGCACUGAGAGAAUUUUUUCGUCAUAUCCAUGCCCCUGAAGAGCGUGGGGAGUAUCUUGAAACUCUCAUAACAAAGUUCUCACAUAGAUUCUGUGCUUGUAACCCUGAUUUAAUGCGAGAACUUGGCCUUAGUCCUGAUGCUGUCUAUGUCCUGUGCUACUCUUUGAUUCUACUUUCCAUUGACCUCACUAGCCCUCAUGUGAAGAAUAAAAUGUCAAAAAGAGAAUUUAUUCGAAAUACCCGUCGUGCUGCUCAAAACAUUAGUGAAGAUUUUGUAGGGCACCUUUAUGACAACAUCUACCUUAUUGGCCAUGUGGCUGCAUAAAAGCACAAUUGCUAGGACUUCAACUAUUAACUUCAAACUAAAGUUACCCAAGGACUUACUUAGCAGAUAUGGGGGUUACAUUAGUGCUGGUCAUUCUAGCCUCUGUAUACAAUCAAGCUCGAGUGUAUACCAUUUUUUUCUUUUACUAUUUUCUUUUUUAGUGAUUUCCUUGGGGAACUAAAUAAUUUUGCAGAACUUUUCUUAAUUUUGCUUAUCAUGUUUUGCACAAAGCAGAGCCAUUGUCUGACACAGCUGUUUAAGAAUGUUAAACUGACAUUAUACUCUAAAGAUGGUAUAUUUGUGCAUUAGAUUUGCUUGAAAAACUACUCAUUUUCAUUCUUUUUUAAAAUACCAUUUAAUGUGUACAUAUUUAACUAAAGAGAUUUAUAAUCAUAAUUAUUUUAUUGUAAAGAUUUUAACUAAAGCCUUUCCUUUUUCUCUCAAA